Messenger RNA from Naumovozyma dairenensis CBS 421, 1326 nucleotides. It is a transcript of the gene TIM50, whose product is annotated as protein translocase subunit TIM50. Lineage: Eukaryota; Fungi; Ascomycota; Saccharomycetes; Saccharomycetales; Saccharomycetaceae. The record is from RefSeq and is a predicted model, not a curated record. Gene Ontology annotation, molecular function: phosphoprotein phosphatase activity. The coding region runs from base 1 to 1326 and encodes 441 amino acids. The transcript has a single exon.
AUGUUAUCAUCAGUUAUCAAACGGAAUGCUGGGAUUUCAAGGCUCUCUAUGGUGAAGAGUACACGAGUUCUUCUUAUAAAUAAGCAUGAGAACGUUGCGAAGAGGAAUUUCAAUUCGUAUAUCUCAUUACUGUUGAAAGAAGACCAAGGAUCAAAGGAGCCUGCUACUAAUAAAAAAGCGAAUACGGGACAAAAAUCUAUAUUAACUGAUGAUAUUCUUGCUAAAGCUGGUUUAGAUAUUGAUGAAUUAAAUGCCAAAAAACAAGCGAAGUCUGAAGAAGAACAGGAAGGACGAGAAGGUCAUGAAACAGAUGCACAACAAGAAGGUGCACCAAAACGAGAAAGGAGAAAGAGAGCAAGAAAGAGUUCCACUGAUCUCAAGAGAGAAAAAUAUGCCAAUUGGUUUUAUAUCUUUUCAUUUGGUGCAUUAGCAGGUACAGGAUUAUACAUGACAAGAGAUUGGGAGGAUAGUGAAUCUGAAGAUGUUAAAAAAGAUAUUGCAAAUGGAUAUACACCUGGGUUAAUGUUCCAAAGAUUUAGAGCCCGUUUCAACUCUAUGUUUACCUAUUUCCAAGAACCUCCAUUCCCGGAUUUAUUACCUCCUCCACCACCAGCUCCAUAUCAAAGACCAUUAACUUUAGUUCUUACUUUAGAAGAUUUACUGGUUCAUUCUGAAUGGUCCCAGAAAUAUGGUUGGAGAACCGCUAAGAGACCAGGUGUCGAUUAUUUCCUUGGUUAUUUAUCUCAAUAUUAUGAAAUUGUUUUAUUCUCCUCCAAUUAUAUGAUGUAUGGUGAAAAGAUUGCUGAAAAGUUAGAUCCUUUGCAUGCAUUUAUAUCUUACAGUUUGUUUAAAGAACAUUGUGUCUAUAAGGAUGGUGUCCAUAUUAAAGAUUUAUCCAAGUUGAAUAGAGAUGUCAAUAAAGUUUUGAUUAUCGAUACUGAUCCAAAUAAUUAUAAAUUACAACCAGAAAAUGCUAUUCCAAUGGAACCCUGGAAGGGUGAAGCGGAUGAUAAACUUUUGAGAUUGAUACCAUUUUUGGAAUAUUUGGCUACUCAACAAGUUGAUGACGUUAAACCAAUUUUAAAUAGUUUCAAAGAUAAGAAGCAAUUACCUGAAGAAUUUAAUAAUCGUGUUGCUAAAUUGAAGGAGAAAUUUAUCAAAGAACAAAAGGAAAAGAGAGAUGGUAAUUGGUUCUUAAAGGCUCUUGGUGUUCCAACAAAUUUGGGCUCACAAACAUCCAAAUUCCCAUUAGAUAUGAUUCGUGAAGAGGGUGAAAAGAAUUAUGUUCGCUUCAUGAAGUUGAUUGAUGAGGAAAGGAAAAAAUGA